AUGGGAAGUGUGUUUAGUUCCAUGUUCAAUCGUCUUUGGGGUGGGAAAAAAGAGAUCAGAAUAUUGAUUUUGGGUCUUGAUGGUGCAGGAAAAACUACAAUUUUAUACAAGUUACAGCUUGGAGAAGUUGUGAAGACAAAACCAACAAUUGGUUUCAACGUAGAGACACUAAAAUAUAAGAACAUAGCUAUCAAUAUGUGGGAUCUUGGAGGGCAAACAUCUAUAAGGCCAUAUUGGAGAUGCUAUUAUGCGGAUACGGCGGCAGUUAUAUUUGUGGUUGAUUCUACGGAUAAAGAGAGAAUGGUGGUUGCAAAGAAAGAGUUACAUACCAUGCUCAAGGAGGAUGAACUUUCGGAUAGUGCCCUUCUCGUUUUUGCAAACAAACAAGAUCAACCCGGAGCAAUGACAGCAGCCGAAGUUUCUAAAGCUCUUGGAUUGGCCGAAUUAAAGGAUAGAAGCUGGAGUAUUGUUUCAAGUAGUGCAAUAAAAGGUGAGGGUCUCACGGAGGGACUGGAUUGGCUGAUUGACGUUAUUAAAGAAGAGCAGAUGUAG
This is a messenger RNA of Brettanomyces bruxellensis, 552 nucleotides long. RefSeq names its product Arf GTPase arl1 (gene ARL1). The coding region runs from base 1 to 552 and encodes 183 amino acids. The transcript has a single exon. Lineage: Eukaryota; Fungi; Ascomycota; Pichiomycetes; Pichiales; Pichiaceae. Gene Ontology annotation, cellular component: cytoplasm; Golgi apparatus. The record is from RefSeq and is a predicted model, not a curated record. Gene Ontology annotation, biological process: intracellular protein transport; vesicle-mediated transport. Gene Ontology annotation, molecular function: GTPase activity; GTP binding.